Molecule: messenger RNA, 121 nt
Organism: Racocetra persica
Lineage: Eukaryota; Fungi; Glomeromycota; Glomeromycetes; Diversisporales; Gigasporaceae
Source: the annotation of a GenBank genome assembly
AUUACCAAUAACUUUGGCCGAAAGUAAAUGGGGAGUAUUGAUUUCUCAACGAAAAGGAACCGGCGAAGAAACUUCAAUGUUAUUUACUUCUGAGGAAUUUUCUCAGAUUGCUUCUGAUUGA